AUGGAUGCGCGUAUAGAAGUCCUCAGCUCAUCACUCGUGCCCUUGGAGGAAGAGCCAGUGCCAUCGACUUGCUUGAGAGUGCAUGCCAGAGUCAAGGUUGCCCAGGAGGCAUCGACAGCAAGAACCCCCUUCGAAAAUGUCGCCCUCCGCUUGCUUGGAGCAGUUGUAACAGAGGUUGGGUCUCGCGCAGCCACCGAAAAGAUUUUCGAGAUCACAAAAGAGCGACGAUGGGAGGAGGACUUCGUUGCUAGCCCUACCAAAGGCUCUCGCCCCGUCGCAUCCAGCUUCACCGAUGUGUCGUUCUGCAUAUUGCCCAAGCCGGGUUCUGUCGAUCCGGAUUCGAGCCACUCCUUCAUUCCAUCGUUGAGACUCGACGGACAAACAUAUAUCACAACCAGUGACGUCCUAAGCAGUCAGCAGCUAGUGAAAGGGAAAUGCAAAGUUCUGUACUGGAUCGAAGCAGACUUUAGGCGAGGCAAGGACGUCGUCCGAAAUCUGAAAUGCCCCAUCGAUAUCUCCAAGGCAGCAGCACCGCUUCAACUGCAAGUCUCUGCCAAUUCCAUGUCUGAGCAUAUUGCCGUGGAUAUGAAGCCGCUCAGGUGGUCCAUGGUAAUGAGAGGCUGGCCUUUGAGGCCCGUCCAAGGCAAAGGAACAAGGCCGAAGAUGUCAAUCCACUUACCAAAAGAUCUCGGCCUCGUAUACGGCACCAGAGCGCAUUGCGACACCAGAUUCCAGAUGGUUGCAGUACCACUGCUGUUCGUGGUGAAGCGCCCGGCGAGCUCCAGCCAUACAAUGCACGACAUCAUGGGUAACCUCUUACCGAAGCUCUCAGUGGAAGCUAUGUGGCACACUGAGAAGAUUUUCUCGACAUCCAACUUGGCGAAUCGGCAUAUUCAGAAGGGGACCGUCCAGUCUUGCAAGAUCACCCAGAAGUCGGUAGUGAAGCAAAAGCAGGUAUUGAAGUUGCCUCCAUUCUAUCAGCAAAAGCCUGGCGAGACGCUUGUUGGUGAGGCGGAACAGGAAUUCUCGGCAUCUGCAACGCUUGAAAUGCUCCUCCCGGAUACCAUCAAGAGCCCGUCGAUCACCACAGGGCUGCUACGAGUGUCGUAUCAGCUGGAGCUGCUCUUCACGCUUGAGGACGAAGGCCACGGUAGUAUCCUGCCAUGCAGAGCAUCAUUGAAAGUCCCCCUUAUCAUUGAGUCGACUUAG
Molecule: messenger RNA, 1209 nt
Organism: Cyphellophora europaea CBS 101466
Lineage: Eukaryota; Fungi; Ascomycota; Eurotiomycetes; Chaetothyriales; Cyphellophoraceae
Exons: 2
Coding region: 1-1209 (402 amino acids)
Source: RefSeq, a predicted model, not a curated record